AUGGGACGUCUCAUUACAACUGCCGUCGGUCGCCUCGCCGCCGUUGUCGCCAGGCUUUUCAUUCCGCCAUCCAUCCGCCUUUCUUCUUCUUCGUUCAUUUUUUCGUUCUUGUUUCUUCGGACCACACAUCGAUCAUUUCCUGCCCACUUCAUUGUCAACGUCUCUCUCUCUGUCGUCGAUGUCGUCGUCGUCGUUCUUCUUCUUUUUGCUUCUUCAUUUUCGAUGUUUUUGAGCUUGCGAAUAUCGAUUCAAGUUGAAUAUCAGUUUUUCGAUAGAUUUUUAUCAUCGCGUUCACUCGUGUGGGCUGUUCUUUCAACGAUAAAAUUCCGUCAGAUUUUAGUUUUUUUAAUCGAGUUAUCUAAUGGCCAUAAGUGCCUUUUCUUACUUUCGUGCUAACAGAUCAAUUUUUCGAAUUUAAAAUCGUUUUAUUCGUUCUUUUUUUUUUGUCAAUGGAAGAAGUAAGGCCUUAUUUCUACUAGAAGUUUAUUUUUUCUUGACUGGUUUUGCUUUUUUUUUUCUUUUUUCAAUCUACUUUUGAAUUAUUUUGCGACUUAUUUGAGAGUUUUUACUAUUUUUCUUUUUGAUUAAAAUUUGAUCAAUAAUUGUUUUUUAAAUUAUUUUCAAUAGAUUUUUCAGAAGCAGGUUUCAUAAUCAGUUUUUCACAAUCCUAAAUUUUUCUAGAUAGAAUCAAAUAAUAGUUAUCAAAAUCUGCCUCAAACUUUGUCCAUUGUUCUCAUUUUUUUCCUUGAAAUCUAUUCCAGUUUUUUUCGGGGCAACGGCCAAUUCCCUCACUCACUCUGCCGUUUAAUUUUAUGACCCUUUUAUUAUUUUGAAUAAGAAUUGAUGGGAACCGUUUUAAGUUUGAUUUGGAAUAGGGAAACUGAUAGUUUCUGAGCUCAAUUUGUUGAGAACAGAAGUAUUUUUAGAGUAUUGAUUACUUAUCAUUCAGUUUUUGUUAUCAGAACUUACGAAUUUUCUGCCUCAAUAGGAUUUUUUUCCAUAAAAAGCGUUUUUUCCCUAUCUUUAAGAUAAUUUUCAUCCUUCUUAGAUUUUUUCUCACAGGAAAUCGGCCUUCUAUCAGCCAUUUUGCCGCUGUAAUCACCCCCUUUCAGCUUUCCCUUUCCCACUAGAAGUCUUGUUUUGUUCCUCAUGUUAGCCAACAAGUUCAUUCAUUUUGUACACAACGAGAAGAGGCGAAAUAAAAAAAAGUCGGUCAUGUGGACUAUUUUCUUUCUCUCUUCAUCUGACGUCGUCAUUUCCUGUUUCCAGGCCUCCCCAAAAAGUGGCGCUUUGUCAAAUUCGGCAUGAUUUUUUGACGAAUAGAUACUUUCAUGCUUCUAAAUGAUGUUUAUUGCGUUCAUUAUGUCGAUUUUAACAUUUUUUACCUGUUUUUCUUCAUUUUUUUUUUGUUUUUUUUGCCGUUUGUGGUCAGAUUAUAUGGGAGUUCGAGGUAAAUUUUCAUUGGAAUGACAUAUUCAAGAGAAAUCUGCUGAAAAUGUGCAAUAUAGAUUGAUUCGUUAUUACUUUUAAAGUUCUUUUAUCGAUUUUUUGAGUCAAACAAUUAUUUCGAAGAACGUCGUUUUUCCAUAAAUUUUCACAAAAAAAGAAAAAAGCCACGAAAAAGGACAGAUUAUACGCUCCAUGGAUAAAAUUCGGCGAAGAAACAUUUUUCCGUCUGCUACCUUCCAGUUUUUCUUGUUUUCUUGAUCCAGUGAAGUUUUUAUUGAGGUUAAGCUGAAAAUAUGUAUUUUCCUUCUAGUUUUGAAUAUUUUGAGUUUUCGGAGCAUUUUUUUGCCCUUCUUUGCACUAUAUAAAUCGAAAACGUUUUUGGGAUGCCUGGAACCUUCUUCAAUUUCUCACUAAUAUCAUUCACACAUUCAUUCAGUCUUCAGAGAGGAUUCUGAAGAGUUUUUCCUCGGGUCGCGAAACUGUUAAUUUUUCUAAAAAGUCUUCUCUUUCAACCCUUAUCAUCAGUCUGUAUGAUACAGACUUGAUAUGGCCUCAGCUCACGUAUCCUUAUGAAUCAACUAUGUUUGAGACGGCCACCGAUACGUGGCAACCGGUCGACCGCGUCCGCAGGGCUCCUGAAUGGAGCAGCGGCGCGAUGAGAACGACCUCACAUCAGACAGCUGCUCCCGCGACGUCGAGGGCAGCUCUUCCGACGGCGGCGGCGACGUCUUCGACUUCCACCUCCACCUCUUCGGCUGCCGUCUUCGAUGAGACGCCUUUCGAGGACGUCUUCGACGUCGGCCAGGAGCUUGGAAGGUUUUUUUUUUCAUUUUUUGAGUUCAUGAAUUUCUUCAUUUCUUUUUGCACUAGCUGAAGUAUAAUUUAACUUACUUUAUUGUCAAUUACUGUUGACAUGAUACUUUUUGAAAAUUAUAUCAUGAAAUAUUGAGCAUUUCCAGAUGUUUUUCAAAAAAAUACCUGAAAAAUUUUGCUCCGAAAAUGUUUCCUUCCAGUUAAGAAAGAAAUCACUAGAACGGCUUUGAACAGAUUCUGAUUGUAUUCAAAAAAAACGUUUCUUUAUUUUUAAAAAAAUUUUUUUAAAUUAUUCAUUUUUAAGGUUUUUCAGCGGUCAAUUCGCGGUGGUUCGUCGGGUGACAGAAAAAAAGCACGGGAGAACAAUUCGCAGCCAAAUUCAUCAAGAAAAGGCGAUACGCAACUUCGCGGAGAGGUGUCACCAGGCAGAAUAUUGAACGAGAAGUAAAAAUUAGUUUUUCGAGAAAAAUUGUGGCUUGUAAAACUACAUCUAGUGAAACAGGUCUCAUUCAGAAGUUGCCUAAAAACUCCUUGUUCAGGUGUAAAAUUCUCUUUUUUUCAAAACCUACUUUUUUGUGUUUUGAGAAUUUUCCCUAUUAACAAAAUCCUUGUAAAUAUGAAAAUAUAAAUCUCUUAGAGAAAUUGAAAAUUCUGAAAAUUUUGCGUACUAUAAACUGGAUAAGUCUAGUUUGCUUCUUAAAAAAUCCAAAAGAGGUCACUUGAAUGUAGCCGCUUCAAGAGAACCGGCUGAUAAAUUACAAUUAUUCGGGGAUCUACAGUGGAAGCAAUUAGGUGUAGCCUCUCUGCGCUCUCCACCAACAAGGAACUCUCUCUUUUCGUGUCAGGACCCUUUUUUCGAUGGCUCAAGCCAGCCGUGAAUCGUUUAGAAGCUUGACAAUCCUUCCAACUUUCAAGCAUGAUUUCAAGUAUUUCCAGGUACAAGUCCUGAAAACGAUCAAAGGUCACUCGAACGUCAUCAAUCUGCACGGCGUCUACGAGACGCCGAGCGACGUUAUUCUUGUCUUGGAAUUGUUUGUGGCGGAUCGAAAGGAUCGCUUCUAAAUAUUUAUAUUGGACAGAGUUUCGGGAGGCGAGCUGUUCGACCACGUGUGCGCCAAGGAAUGCCUGGACGAGGCCGAGGCGGCCGCCUUCAUCAAGCAAAUCCUUCUCGCCGUCCAGCAUCUCCAUUCCCUCCACAUCGUUCAUCUGGACAUUAAGGUCGGAAGAAGAAGUUUGAGGGACCAAUAAUGAAAAAGAUCGGAUCGAUGAACUUCCUGGUUUGAAAAUAUGUAGAAUAGUGACUGAGAAGUCCAGAAAAGGGCUGAAUGGGAUCCUUUUCUUGGUAUGCUCAGUUAUUUGGACCGGAUGAUGCAAUUUAUUUUUUUCAUUAAACAAAAUAAGGAUUUUCGAAAGUUGAAACAGUAUGAGAAGGGUUUGAGGAUAGCGUGAAAUGGAGCAUAGAGGCCACAAAACAGCCUCAAAAUGUUCCCCCGUAGAAGUUUAAGAAUCGAAUUCCUGACAAAGCCGGGAAAUAUUGAAGAUUUUUACUUCAAAAGUAGUACUAUACCAGAAAAAACAAUAUUUUUCAAUCAUAGUCUCAGGUGGAAUGGCUCGACGCAUAAAGGUUGCGCCUUGCUUUGAGCCAUUCCACGUGCGACCACGGGAGUCGGCAAGACAAUAUUUUUUUUUUAUUCAUCAAAUUUCUUGAUCGAUGGUUCUACUGUACUGACUCUAAAACUUGAAACUUGAGUGUGAACUCAACCAAGGUUUCGAAUGAAACACCGGAAUUUUUUUCUAAAUAACUUAUUUCAGCCGGAAAACGUGAUGCUGAAGAAGCGGGGCGACUCGCAGGUGAAGCUCAUCGACUUCGGCUUGUCCAGAAGGAUACCGCCGGGCGUCGUCGUCAAGGAUAUGGUUGGAACUCCGGAGUUCGUUGGUCAGUUUCUUUGAUGGCGAUUUCUGUAGGAAAAAAAGUAAAAGUUCAAUAAAUUAUUUGAAACCUUUAAGUGUAUUUUUCAAUUCAUUUCUCAUUCUGCUGUUUUUCUCUCAAAGGGUAAUGUAGCUGAGACAUCGCUUAAGUAGAAAAUUGAACUCAACUUCUUCGAAUUUCACUAAAGUACUCCCUUGGUGGAAGAGUAGUUGGAAAAGUUACUCAAACAGACACUUGAGUCUUUUUCUCUUAACUGGACACUUAGCUGUAAUCUGGAGGAAUAAUUCCUGAGAGAAGUCGUGUAAAUGAUUAAUAAUGGAACUCUUGAGUAGAUCCUGAGUUCAGUUUUUGAAAAAAUCAUUGAACUACCAGUCUCCCUAAUAAUUUCCAGUCGAAAACAGUUUAUAUGUCAUCAGAAAAUGCCUAUUUUUCAGCUCCUGAAGUCGUAAAUUACGAACCUCUCUCGCCGGCCACCGACAUGUGGGCUGUUGGAGUCGUCACCUACAUUUUGUAAUCCUUUCUCGUUUUUUCAGUUAAUCAACUUUCAAACUUGAGGUUAUCCGGCGGAAGUCCUUUCCUUGGCGACACGAGGGACGAGACGUUCUGCAACAUCACGCGGGUUAAAUACUACUUCUCUGAUAGGUCUUUCUGGGAAACGAAUUUUAAAAUGAAAUAGAUGUUUCCAGAUACUUCAAGAACACUUCCCAACACGCGCGGGACUUUAUUUCGCGCCUUUUCGUUCGAGAUGUCCAUGAAAGAGCGACUGUUGAGGAAUGCUUGAGGCAUCCUUGGAUUCGAGGGGUUCGUGUCGGAUCAAACUGUCUAAAAAAUCUCUUUGAAGAGAAAACUCCUAAAUUAAUCGGGACUACAUAUGCUUAAAAAUCAGAAGAUUCCACUGCAAAUUUCACUUUUUUGAAGAGAAAACUAGGACUUCGAUUAACGCAACGUUCUUUGAACGUUUAUAGUGUUUCAUUUAGCGGCGUCAGCACUCUUAAGUGGUUACUAGCAUGUCUGAGAAACGACAGGGGCACGUCCGGUUUGCAUUGCCAAGGUCCGAGAAAAUAAAAGUCCUCACAUCCAUUCCAUAUAGCGCAAACUUUUAAAAAAAACCUUGGUCUACUGUAAUCUCUGGGUUUUUUUUUCAGCCGGAAGGCAACGCGAUCGACAUUCGGAAGGCCUCAACCAUCACAAUUUCUCAUAUUCAAGCUUUCAAAACGAGGCAAAGAUGGAGGGUUCGUUUUUCAGGCUAUUGAAAUGAACAGAAGAGCAAGGAAUCUUCAGAAAAAAAAAAUCCUACGGGAAAUUUUGUUUUUCUGGAAAAAUCUCAAGUUUUGCAGCGGAUAGUGGACAUCGUGAUCGUCUGCAACCAGGCGACGAAGCGGUCGCGAGCCGCGUACGCGAUGCGCGACGCCCUGUCCGCGAAGAGUCGCUUCGAUCCGGAAGACCUGCUGACGAGCGCCGUCCUGUCGGCCAGCGAAGAGGGCAAUUUGAGGGCUUUGAAUCAACUUUCCGCCCUGCAUCGGCUGUAUCCAAACACGGCCGAUAAGGUGCCUUCAUUUGACAAUUUUAUAUUCUGUCAAUAUUUAUUUUCUGUUUUAAAAAGUAGGCGAUGAACAAGAAUUUUUAAGCAUUUACUAACAACCGCAUUUGGCGAACUAGAAGUCAAAACGUGUAGUUGAUCACGCUGAAAGCAUGGUCUUUCGCCUCGUUCUUCUGCGCGUGGUCAACCUAGUUGCGCCUUGAAAAGCUCAGUAUGUAGCGAAUGUUGUAGCUCGAGCCCGGAGACCGUGUUUAAGAAGGGUUGUAAUAUCUAACCUUCUUCUUCUUCCUACGCCUUUGUACCGCUUGAGCGGCGUCGGCGCCCCAAGUCGAUUAGCCGAGGUCCUAUCCUGAUAUCAGUGGACUGGCUCGAGUGACAUAUCCGUCCUUGUGUGGGACGGCUGGGGAUUUUGAAGUCGUGGUUUCCCACUACCAACAUUUCUUAAACCCCUUGGUUGGGUCGGGGCGGGGAUCGAACUUGUGACCCUGUGGACCGUAGACAGGCACACAACCUGUUGCGCUACGGCGCGCCCUGGUUGUAAUAUCUAACCAAUAUAGCUUUUUGUAGAAGAACGAAUCGGCGGUCCAUGUGGCGGCGGAGGCAGGACAGGCAGAAGUGGUCAACUACCUGCACAUGAAGGGAGCUCACCUGACGACGCGCAACUCCGAAGGUGACACUCCGCUUCACAAGGCCUGUCGUGGCGGUCAUUCGACGGUGGUCGCCUACCUGGUCAACGAGAGGGCGGAAGUCGAUUCCAUCAACAAGGUACUGCCCAACUAAACAUCUCCACGAGUCCGGGAGCAGAGUUCAACCAAACUUUUAGGAAAAAAAAACCGCGUAAAAAGGUGUUUUAAUGAGGGAGGUAGUGUUGACUAAAAUGAAAUAAAGCUUUAGACUCACAAGGAAGGUAAUUUUACUUUGCGGUUGGGAUUAUCUUGAAAAUCAGCCAGAACACUCCUUGAUAUACCAGUUUUUCAAAGCUCGUAAAAUUCAACUGAAAGGUUUUCCAGCGUAAAAUAUGAGAUUUAGUUACGGAAAUUGACAAAAAUGAUCAAACUUCAUAUGUUUCUAAAGUAUACUACAACUUUUGGAUACAACUUUUAGAUAAAUUAUCAAACGUUCCAAUUUUUCUCUGGUCUUGCUAUGUCAUUUUAGUGGGUAGCUUAGAAAAUCCCUAAAAAUUUUUCUCAAAUGUUUUCUGGUCUGAAAAAAAGAUUCAUGUCGCCUCGAGCAAAUUUUUAGUUUUUGAAAUUUAUAACAAAAUCGAAGCCACUGAUUUUCAUAGAUUUUUUUAAAGCCGAGAUUAGAAUAUUUGAGAAAAUUUUCAGUAAAUUCCAAACUUCACACUGAAAUUGCCUCACUUUUUAGACCGAAUAGCAUUGGGAACAAUACUUCAAAUUCCCACUUUUUUUUUCGAUUUCUAAUUGUUUUGUUUCUUUGUCCCAUCUUUUAAAGUUGAUGUUUUUGUUUUGGGUCGAAAACUGAUUUAUGGCUUUUUUUUCGUUUCUGCUUUUUUCCAAUAAGAAGAAGCUAUAAUGAAAAAAUUUAGGGGUUGAGAAAGGCUGAAUUUGAGAUUAUCUUUUGAGAUAAGUUGUUUUGAUGAAUGAAUCUGAGAAAGAUCUUACCACUAAUUCGUAUCAAAGAUUUGGAAAUCCAAGCAAUAUUCUCCGUUUUUUUUUUUUUGCUGGUUUAAGCUAUUUUUUUGAAAAAAAUCGAAAGAUCACAUUUUCAUGAAAAAUUUUAUUUUUACGCGGCACUUUUAAAUACCCAAAAAGUCCAUAAAAGCACCGGGAUUUCGAUUUUUCAAUCAAAAUCUUUCAGAAUGGCGAGACCCCGAUGCAUUGUGCUCUUGAAAGCGACGUCGCCAACAUUGUCCGAAUGCUGGUCCCCCUGAACCCGCGACUGGACCUCAAAAACGCGGUCAGUUUCGAUUUAAACUAGGAAAGUGGCUGGAAGAUAACAUCAUGAAAAUGCUUGUUAAUAUAAAAUCUUUUUUUUUUGAAUCCAUGACUUAUGUUCAAGUUCGCUCCCAAACCUUUCGUUAAGAAUAAAGAAGUAUGAUCCAUAUUUCCCUUCAUAUAAUCUUUCGUCAGUAUGGUUCUUGUAACAAGAAAUGAAAGAUUUUUAUUGAUCUAUUGACUUGUGACGUCACCCAUUCUCCAAAACCCUGCUGAUUUUACAGAACGGCGACACGGCGAUGCACUGUGCGGCUCGGAGCUCCAAUCCACAGCUCAUCACCUUGCUGACGUCACUCAAGGCUCCACUCGACGUCAUCAAUCUGGUUGGUCUCUUUUCGAAUCAUCGAAUUAGCGCGUCUUUUUGAGAAGCCUGCAGAUUUUUGGAAGAUAAGGAAAUUCAGAGAAGAUAUUUGUAAUAGGCGAGCUUUUGAAAGACCAGAAAGAUUUUUAGAGAAUAUAGAAAGAUUUUUGAUCACUUUUUUUGAUAGAAGGUCAUUUUUCGAUUGGUAGUGGUUAGGUCAGGCCCCAAGGAUGUCCGAGUUGAUUGGACUUUUUUUUUUUUAGCUAUCAUGACUUCAAGACCUUGAAAACUCUUAUAAAAGGGUUGCUUGAGAACCAAAAACUUUUUUCGAAUAAUAGUUAUUGAACCAAAUGAAAAAAUGGAAGGCAGAGAUCAACGGCGGUUAGAAGAGACGGCAGAGAAGAAGAGAGAAAAUGUUCGACUGAAAUUUCUCGGGAAUACAAAUGAUCUCUCGCUUUUGAUUUUUCAGAAAUACAAAAAAAACUAUGGAGCUUUGAAAGUCAGAGAACACUGGAGAGAAGAGACGCCAGAGAAAUAAAUGUUUCUACUUCUCUGGUGCCUCUACAGACCUUUAGUGAUCUUUCGUUCCUUUUUUGAGAAGAUCAUUAGGCUUGAAGACAAGAAAGUUUUGGAGCAGAGGAAAAUGUUUCUUACUUUUCUGGCGUCUCCUCAAACUACUGUUGAUCUCUCGCUCACCCUUGAUUUUUGCAAAUCUUGCUCAAGUUUCUAGAAAAUCUAGAUUUUUUUAUAUCGAAAAACGAUCUUUCAACUUCUCUACCUUCCCUCCGUCGAUGGUAAUAUUUCAAUUCAAAGAGAAGAGAGGGAACGUGGUAAUAUAUCCGAAUAUAAAUGUGAGCAAACGCACUAAUUUUCACCGCCCAACAGCUAUGGACCUGACAAAUGGCCACAAAUCCCUCGAGGGAAAGUGGCUGGACGGAAAAAAAGUGCGUGGCGACAACAAUGGACCAAACCGAUACGAAUCAACCAACCAACACAAGGAAUGGAAUGGAGGAAGGAAGCCUCCUUCGCCCUUCAACCACUCGUCUUUUUCCGAGAUCUUUUGCCGUUUUCCUCCCACUUCAGAUGACCAAUUGUCCGUUAGGAUUCCGAGCCAUUCAACAUUCGACUGCUUGUUUUUGGCAUUUUUCGACGAAUUUCGAAUCUUUCUCUUGGCUUUGUUUCCUGAUAGAAGUUCGAUUUUGAACAAGUUUUAUUUUUAUCUUCAACUCGACUCGAAGUUUUUUUUUCUCGAUUUUGACUUUCAUAUGGGAAUUUUGAGAGGGGAAGCCAUUUUGCUCAGCGAGAAAACGUACAUAUAUUUUGGUAUAUUUUGGAUUUUUUUUCGAAUUACAGCAUAGAUUCACAGAAUUAACCACCUUUUUCAAGUUUUUAUGAACAAAAAAAACUUCAACUUGUUUUUUUGAACUUAAUUUUUUUAAAUUUCUCAUUUUUCAAAAGUUUAUUUUUCUCGUUUUGAAUUAUUUACUUGAAUUUAGAGAAAAAAAAUUUAUUAAAAUUUAUUAAAAAGGAAAAAAAGGCAUAUUUACUGGCUUUUGUAAGAAAGUUUUCUAAAUUUUAUAAUUGAACUUUUUUUCAAACUUUUUAUUUUUUUCAGGCUUGAGUUUGAUUAACUUUUCAAUCGAUUUCUUCCUCCUUAUUUAUGGUGAACUGGAUUUUUUUUUAGGUAGAAGCCUUUUUCGGAAGUGCACUUUAGCUAUCUUGUUUCCAUCAUAAGCCCUUAGUCAUAAAUGUCGGUUUUUUUUCAGGCGGAAACCUCUCAAGAGGAAUUUUUAUCUGUCUUUUCUCACUGUGUUUCUUAUUCUCCACGACUUGAGACAGUCUGAUCUGUCUGCGCCUUCUUUUCUCUUAUCUAAAGACUCGAAAAUGAGACGAGAACAAGAUAGAGCAGAGAAGUCAUGAAAAAAAGGAAAGUCAAAUUUUUGAAUAAAAUCUUCAUCAGCUGAGCGCACUUUCCCGCUCAUGAGAAUGACUUUUUUAUUUUUCCGAAGUUCUCAUUUCGAAUUGUUCCUGAAGUUCACUAGAAGGACCACUACAACUUUAUCCAAACCCAUCGAACUAGACUAAUGAAAUUGUAGAAGAAAACGAGUCGUGUGAAAACUGAAAAUUACCUGAUUCGGAGGGGAAUUUUUCUGCGACCUCCGACCUCAACCCAGUCUCUUCUCGUCCCUCUGACAUGAGGAUAUCCAACCACCUGGUCGUUCCUCUGACCACGCCCACUUUUGCCUCUCUUUCCCUUUUCAUACCUGGUGGCAGCCGUCGCCAGGUGUCUCCCUGCGUGUGUGUAUGUAGUUAAUAAUCGAUUCUUGCCCAGGUCUCUUUGCUCCGCCCAUCGUUUUUUUUUUUCUUUUUUUUUCAUGGUGUGGAAAGUGUUGGAAUGCGACUCGUUUCACUGCAUUUAUUAUUUUAUUGCUGGGAAUUUUGGGCUUUUCCUCUUUUUUUUUUGUACAUUCCUGCAGGUAUCCAAGUCACUGGAUUGUUUAAGAGAUCACUCGAUUUUUAAAUUUUGAUUGUCUUUUCUCAUUUUACAGUACCUCUAGAGUCGCUCAAGAGAUCACUUGAACGUUUUUGAGAAUAUAUGAACUUUUUUAAUUUGAAGGAAUCAUGUGCAGCCCCGAUUCCUCAGAAUUUUUUUUUUCUAAUUUUCAUUACAAUCGAUCUGGUUAUUGAAAGCGAUUAUGUAUUUUUUUCUGAAGCGACCCUAAAGGGACCACUGAACAUAAUUUCUGCUGAGAAAACCCUUCUUCUUUUUUUCUGAGUUUCGCAACAAUUUUCGAUUUUCCGACCAUCAUUCAUUAUUUUCGUUUUUAAGAUUCCCAGUUCGAUAAUUCGUUUUUGAGAGACAAACUGAGAAUUUUGAGGAGACAGAAAGUGAAAUCCCCAGUAAGAAUGGAUGAAGAAAGCGCUGAUUCUCUAUUUCGCGGCUAUUUUAUUAUUUUUCAAAAACAUCCUUUAAAGGGAUUUUUUUCACGGAGUUCGUCUCUUUUCGUUCUUCUUGUGGACUUUGUUUCAAAAUUGCUCUCCUACUUUUCUUGACACUCGUCUCAAAUUUCUUCAGCACUUCCGUAGAACUUCAUUUCAGCUCAGCCCUCAGAAUUUACCGGCAAAUGAGCAGCGUUCGGGGGGAGUCGUCGUCGUCCUCCUCGUCGACGGCAGGCACGUCUUCUGACAUCGAGGAGACGACGAGCGACGAAGAAGGCACGACGCCGUACGCCAUCCCCGGCUCCGUCAUGGCCACGUAUUUGGCUGACCCUGUCGCCAAUCCCGCCGCCAAGGCUUUCGUCGAGAGUCCCAGGCCUAGAGCCGCCGAUUUCGUCUAUCCCGGCCACGACAAGUACUCCAAGCUAGGAUCAGUACCGUAUUCCUCCACUUCCGCCUUUAUUCAACUCGUUCAUGAUAUUUCCAACUUUUCGGAGUGCGACUGCUUCUCGGUAGAGAUUUUUGGACUUUUUUUAUUUUUUUGGUUCUGUAACUUGGAUAAAAGAGAGUCUUGAGCAUUUAAAAUUUUUCUGUAUUCUUUUAAUUGUUUCAAAAAGUUUAAACACAAAUUGAAUUCCUCAAAAUUUCAGAGGCUGGCUUGUUUUGAACGUGUUUCCUGUGAAUUCUCAUAAUGUUACGGAAAAUGUUCCUUUAGAAUAGCUAAUUUCCCUCAAGUGACUUCUCAGUUUCAUCUCUAAUUUUUGCCGAAGUUAUUUGGAGGCCGACGUGAAGGAUUUCGAGAAUGUACUUUAAGACUUUGAGUAGAUUGUGAAAAUAAAAAGCAGUUUUGAAAUCCAUAACGCUGCGUUUUUUGUAAUGUUAAGCUUUCAAGAGAAGUUUGAAGGGGUUUUGUAAAUUUAAAAUCACUUAUGGGUUUUUUUUUUCACCUUUCUUGUCAUUUCAGAGAGAAGAAACGGCGCUGCACAUCGCCUGCUCUCGGGGACACGCCGACUGUGUUCACGCUCUUCUGGAGUCCGAUGUUCCAAUUGACGCCACUGAUGAGGUGAAAAUUAAUUUCUUCAUUGUUUGUUCAGAUCUUGAAUGUCAAGUAUAAUGACGUCAUUUGAAAACACUCUGUUGACGGCUCGCUCUGAUUGGUUUAUCGCUCCAUUAGGGGCGGAGCUUGAACGCCGACCUGACAAUCAGAAUCUGAACAGACUAUAUUUAUUUAAGAUGAAGCCUCUUUUCUAAUAUUAAUUUUCAUGAAAGUUCGGGUCUACUUCCUUUUUGGUCUUUAUUAGUAGUCUUUUUCUGAAUUUCAUUUCUUUUUCUUGUCACAAGAACCCUCAAAGUUUCUCAAACUAUUUUUCCUGGUUUCAGAACAGAAGAACGGCUCUUCACGUGGCUUUGGAACAUUCCCAUGUCGACAUCGCCGUGAUGCUCAUCACCAAGGGCUGCCGGAUCAACGAAGCCGACAAUGUACUUUUUUUUUCUCGAAAGUAGUUCUUAAAAUAGUUUCAAACAGCUUGCGUCAUAUUUUGUUGCAGAAUUUCAGUUCUCAUAAAAAGAUUAAUAGGAGAAACAUUUAAUAUAAGAAAAAUCAUACAGUUUUUUCAAUUUUUGAAUGUCAAGCCGUCGCUCAAGCUCCGCCCCUAAUGGCGCGUUAAACCAAUCAGAGAGCGAACCAUUCACAGAGCGUUUUCGAAUGACAUCAUUUGACUUGACAUCCAAAAUCGGAACAGACUAUAUAGUUCGUUCCGGGCGGGACGGUCACGUAUUAAAAGAAUAGCAGAAAACUACUGUAAAUACAGCUUUUCUUACACUUUUGCUCUACAAAAACGCAAAAAAACACAAAAAAUAAAGGUCUUGAAGCGAAGUGCGGCCAAAUUUGAGCUAAAUUUGUACACGGUUUUUUUUUUGGCACAAAUAAUGAGACAAGCUGGCGUGGAACAGACUAUAUAGUAUUCACGUUUAUAAAAAGUUUAACGAAACGUAUCUUAAAUUAGUACGUUCCGCGAAGGUCAAUACAUUUUCCAUCCCAAUUUGCUUCCCGUUUUUCUCGCCCCUUUUUAAUUUCAAUCCGACAGCUUCGACUCAAUUAUUCAUAGCUUUUUGGUUGGAACGGAGGCUAUUUGGGUUCCAUGAAAAUUUCGAUUUCGAGAGCUGAAUUUUAAAUUCCUUUGAAAGUUUGAUUGGCGAAGAGUGGUUUUUUUGAAAUAGUUCACCAAAAUUGAUACUGCGCUCAACUUAUGAAUCUACGUCGGAAGUUUUUUGGUUGAUAUUUCAUUUCUUGAAGUAGUUUUAUGUCUUCAAAAAGGUCGCCGUCGAUUUUUUGAACAAAGUUCCUAAUGUAUUUUUUUUGAGACGCAAACAUCGGGCUUGAUCUAAACGAGCUUUGAAAACGGCUCAAGACCUUUACGAAGUUCGUCUGAGAUCCUUUGAUAAUCCUUUUAGCUUAUGCGAAGCGUUUAUAUUUUAUCGAAAGUUCAAAAGAGCACUUUGAAAAUGUUAAAACUGAAGUUUAUGCAUCAUUUUUCCACUUGAUACGGGAAACUUAACUUUUCUGCCACUAUCAAACGACUGAAACCAGGAAAAAACUCUCGACAAACACUUGAAAAUGUAAUAAACAAGGGCUUUUGUGUGGGAAAAGCCCUGGGAAAAAGCAAAUAUUGAUCCGUGUUUUACAGAAUGGGAACACGCCGCUCCAUGUGGCUGCUCGAUGUGGACUUUUGCCGGCCGUUCAGACUUUGUGUCAUUGUUCGGCGAAUGUUGACAGCGUUAACAAGGUGAUAACUUGAAUGUAUUAAAAUAAAUAUGCAACGAAAAUAAAGAAGAAAAAAGCAAUAAAUUAUUAAAAGAUUCCGGGCUGCAUUUUUCCUUCCUAAAAUCCGUUUACAAAUUAAUGAUAGGAUGUUUGGAAGUUUGUAUACGUAGGAUUAGAUCUCUAACGGUUUGAGUAAGUCUAUUUAUGGCCUAACCUAGUUUUAAACCUGAUUUUUACUCAUGAAUUUCUUUUUUUUUCUCAUUGUUCGAUUUUUGUUAAUAUUUUUUCCAGGCAACUCUGACACCACUCCAUGUCGCGGCUCGAGAAGGUUUCUUGGAAAUCGUUCGAGUUUUUUGUUUGGCCAGAGCCGAUGUCCUGAAAAAGACCAAGGAAGGCAUGACAGCGGAGUUGAUCGCCGUGGCCCAGGAACACUCGGCAGUCGCCGCGUUUUUGGUCAAAAUGAAAGAUGUCAGUAAUUUGAUAUGCGGGUUAUCGCUGAGGGGUUUUAAGGAGCGUAGAAAAUAUUCUUGAAGGUGGAGAGGCUAAAAGCCGUGUCUAUCAUUAUUCAGGAUCUUGUAAGACUUGUGAGCCUUUAAAAACCUAGCGAGGAUUUUCUGAGGAAACGAUGAUCAAAUGGAACUACGUAAUGAAGUCCUUUACAGAACGAAUCUCGUGAAACUUUCAUCCAACAACUGUACCCACUGGACGUCCCGUUGAAGCGCAUCAAGCUGAAGCUGUUCGGCCACUCGAUGAGCGGGAAAACGCGGCUCGUCCAGGCGUUGCACUCGACUCGCGGCAUUUCUUCCUUUAUCGAAUCCGUCUCCCGGAGAAUUUCCGACCAUUACAGUCCCAGCAACAGCAUGACCAAAGGUAGGACUCGAAAAUGAAAAAAAAAGCCGAGUUGAUUCAAUCGUUUCUCCAGAUGAUGGAGUUCAUUCGGAGCAAGGCUCCUUCGCGUCAGAAUCCAACAACAACUCUUUCGAAGCCUUCCAGUCUUUAAGACAUAAACCACCGCAUUCUUCCUACACCAGGGGAAUCGAUGUCCAAACCAUCAAUUGCACAGGUUUUCGACUAGUCCCAACUGAAUCCAUUUCUAUCAUAUCCUCAGGAGUCGGCGAGUUUUCGGUCUGGGAGUUUGGCGGCUACGACGUUUAUCACACGUGCUACGACCAUUUCGUGGGAAAUACCGAUUGCAUCCAUCUCGUCCUUUUCCGCGCUUGUGACCCCACCGAGGUUCAAUACAAACAGAUCUUGUACUGGAUGAACUUCCUCAAGGGCCGCGUCACGCCGACGGAGCCUAUCGGUUAGGCUUGAACCUUCUUCCAGAGAAUUUAAGUAAAAAGGUUCAGGUCAUUGCGGAAUCAUUUCACGAAGAUCCAAAGUCAUCAUCGUUGGAACCCACGCGACCCCACAAAUGUUCUCUCAGCGAAAUUCUGACGGCGAGUACGUUUCCUCGGACACGGAGGCCAUGCUCAAGACGGUCCGUCUUCGCUUCGAGACCCAUUUCGACAUGGACCAGCGACUGAUUCUUCUGGAUGCCACCAAUCCAUCGUGCAUCGGGAUGAAGUCGUUGAAGCAGGAGCUCAUCAAGACUAGAGCCACUAUUUUGACGGUUCGUUGGAUUCUGAAGCGUUUUGCUACGAGUUUGUAUUUUCCAGAAGCUUCUGAAGCCCCUCGGAGUCCUGGACAUGGUGAUGACGCAUCUGAACGUCGUCAGGAAGCAGCACGCCAAUUUCCCCGUCAUCACAUGGCCGCACUUCACCUCGAUCAUCCGAAACGAGAUCAAUCCCUUGACUGGAGACACCCAUUGCCGGCAGAUUAUUCAACAACUUCAGCUGGUUGGAGAGGUGAAUCGGGGGAUUUUUCAUUGAAUACUUGAAUUGAUUUAUUUUGUGGGAGAUCACAGUGGAAUUGAUACUCUGAAAUUUUGAUAAAUUUAUCACUGAAGUGAAAAAUUAAAGCAUUUUUAUAUUUUCCGGAUUUUCAGGUGGUCUAUCUGCGAAACGAGCAAACAGAACUGGACUACGUCGUUCUGAACGCUGAAUGGCUCGGAACUCACGUCAUCGGACAGCUUCUUAGUCCGGAAUUCCUGUCCAGGGCCAGGUAUCUUUAAAAACACCAAGGGCUCGUAGUUCUACAGAUCAGUUAUAUUUCUGUAAAAGAUACUCGAUUCGAAAAAGCUUGUAGAGCUUAACAAUUCACCAAAUUCUUACAUAGGGAGGCUGUUUUCCGGUGCUAUUUGAAGCAAAGUUUGACUCGUGUACCUUAUAAAAAAUAAAAUUGUCUCGAGUUGGUUUUUGGGGAAGGUUUUUUUGAACUGUUAUUGUAUUUUUUUCAAUUCAUCAUCGAUAAUAAUAAUAAUAAUAAUAAUAAUGUAUUCACUGCCAUAAAAAAACAUUAGGUAGUAUAGAAAAAAAUUAUAAGUAAUCAACAUAUGACGGGCAGAAGAAUAACAAUACGCGGGAAGGAGUCAACCCCAACGAGUUGACAGGUACCCGGAAGUAAGAAGAAAUUUUUUUACAGUAGGCGAGAAGGGAUAUUUUUCAUAAAAAAAGCUUGAUUCGGAAGAUUAUUCAAUUUGUUCCGAAGGGUUUCUGGGGUGACGUUAAAAUCUAAAUAUGAAGUUAAUUUGUUCCAAAGAGGAAUAGUCCUAGAAAAAGUAGUCUUUAGAAAAACUGACCAGCUGUCCGUAGUCGAAGUGGAUUUCUCUGUAACAGGGAUUGAGUGAAAUACUUAUUGCGAUCGAGACAAUGAUCAGAGCCACAGACAAUUUUAUGUAGGGUGAUUAUAUCACAAAUUUUACGGCGAAUGAACAAAGGUUUGAUAUCAAACUGAUUGAGGCGAUCGGAAUAAGAAGAGAAGCUGACAUUACAGCGAAUGAAAACUUUCCGACUGAAGAGACGGAGAGAUGAUUCGAGUUUGUAGGAUAAAUAAAAUUUUUCUUUCCAUGCUUUCAUAACCAGGUUCAUUUACUUGGAGUAAAAUUAACUUUAAAAUAUUCAAGUAUAAGUGUUCUUAACUUCAGAGCCAACGGGAUCUACAGCGUCGCGAACCUGGCGCCAGUCUUCCCGGAAAUUCCUGAGCCGGCCGACCUGAUGCACAUCCUGGACACGCUGCAACUGUGUGCCCCCGUCGACUCGAACGUCAACGAGACUUUUGAAUAUCCGCCAUUCAUUCACCUCGACGCGCCUGCCGACGUCUGGCUCAAAGACAAGCCGACCUACGUCUACGGAGGUGUCAGGAUCAUGCCGAUGAGAGGCAUGGAGAAGUCCCUCCAGAGCACUUUCCCAAGGAUUCAAGUCGCCUUGAGGAGGAGCAUGAACGAGUUCCAGGUCUUUGAAAAAGUCGAAUUUAUUGUAAAUUUUGCAAGUUGUAGGAUCCCAUGGACGCUGAACUGAUGCAAUGGUUCGAGAGCAGCAAGAUGUCGUCGGGCAGAAAGGAGGCGCUGAUCAAACUUGUCGGCGACGCUGUUGAGGUCCGAACCCAACCAGAAAACAACCGCUGAACCUGCGCUCCAUGGAUAAUUUUGAAAAAAAUGACAAUUUUUGUGGUUUUUUUUUUCUGAAAGCUCAUUCACUACAAUAUUAUAAGAUUUAAAAAAAGUAUAAAAUAUCAAGUAAAUUCAGUCAUAAAGUUGUGGACGAUUUUUGAUUUAUUUUUUGUUUGCUCCUUUUUUAAAACCAAGAUCUAUCAAAGAAGUAAUUUGUCACGAUUGGAAUAUUAUUUUCCAACUAAAACUGUUCAAAAUCAAUAUUUCUUCACAUUCCAGAUCAAAGUGAGAGGUCCCAGUGACCGAGCGACGUCGUGUUUCUACUUCAUGGAGGACCUGAUCAACCUCGUCGAGCAGACGGCUUGUGAAGUGGCUCCAGGCAUCGCGCUGGAGCGACAUUUCCUCAGCCCGAAACAGCUCAGGGCAAGAAAAUAAGGCUUCCGUCUCGUCAAUCUCAUGAUUUCCUUGUAGGAUCACGUCGAGACGCCGGCUCAGUUCCUGCCGGAAGCCAUGAUGGAGAUGCAACAGAAAGAGUCGCUUUCUGUGAAAGGCACCCAGGAGCAAGAAGAGCUUUUCACUGGUCAGAAAACUGUCCGAGGAAUCUUAGACAUACGAAAUAAGUUUCAGAUGUUGUAUGUUUUGGAUCACGGGACGUGGCACGUCUUCUAACGCUUGGAAUCGACGUCAGCGUCGCCGAACUUCAGAUGACGUCACGGUGCGAACUGGCAUGUCUGUUAGAUCCGCCAGACGCGAUGGGACGUGAUUGGUCGAUUCUGGCGGUGAAGUUGCAGCUCACCGAUCAAGUUCCUGAUGUGAGUGAUGAGAUAGGACGAACGAAGUUGUAGCAAAAGUAGAAAAUUCUAAAAUUUUUUUACCGAAAAAAAGUUGCUUGAGAGACAGGCGUUUUUUCGGUGAAUAUAAUUUUUUUUCUGUAGUAAGCCUUUCUCAUAAUACAUUGAAAGAAGCUUGAGAUUCAAAGAAGGGAAAAAUUAAAUAAUGACUCUUCUUGAAAACAGGAAAAUCUUUUCGCUCCAAGACUACUGCGUACAAAAUUUACUAUACGUCUUUAAAGGCUUUUAAGAUCGAAAUUUUGAAGUGUGCUUAUUCUACGCUCUCAGGUCGACUCCACAGGUCAGUCUCUAUCCAGAACAGACCAGCUGCUCAACGAAUGGGCCAUCCACCAUCCGGACCAGGCGACUGUCGGCAACUUGUGCCGGAUUCUCGUCGAAUUAGGCCGAACCGACGCUCGAGACGCCCUCUACCGCACUGUGCCUUUGUACCUUUUCGCUCCGCUCGACGAUCAACUGAUGAUGGACGGAAACGAUUCUGGUGUCGUUUCGUCGUGCCAUUCAUCGGCUGAGCGUGGAAUCUUGCACAAUAUUUAG
Molecule: messenger RNA, 18567 nt
Organism: Caenorhabditis auriculariae
Lineage: Eukaryota; Metazoa; Nematoda; Chromadorea; Rhabditida; Rhabditidae
Source: the annotation of a GenBank genome assembly